Delphinapterus leucas (beluga whale) is the source of this 4239-nucleotide messenger RNA. RefSeq names its product regulatory subunit of type II PKA R-subunit domain containing 1 (gene RIIAD1). The record is from RefSeq and is a predicted model, not a curated record. Lineage: Eukaryota; Metazoa; Chordata; Mammalia; Artiodactyla; Monodontidae.
CAUAGACUGUGCAUACCAGUUCUGAAGGACUGACUUGCACUCCACUCUGGGCCUCAGUCUUGCCGUCUCUGCAAUGGGCUGGAUCACAUCCCCUCUGGCCACCCUGACUCCUAUGCCCAUCUUGACUGGGAACCCUUCAGAAUUCUCAGACUUUCUUCCUCAGAAAGCCUGCCCCUCAGCUACUCCAAGUCCUAGGCCUGCGGAUUGAGGGAAAAGGAUUGAGUCCCAAGGUACAGAACCUACCUCCUCGGCUCUCGCUGUCGGCUGGCUUGACCUGGAUCGGCCUGUUCAUCUAAAGGAAAGAAGAGAAAGCAACUGCUGGGGACCUCCUCUGACCACCCCAGGAGGCCUCCCCAGGCCAGGACCUGUGGAGAGGCUAGAGGGAGUAAGCCCCAGGCCCAGCCCUCUAAAGUGCUGAUGGGAAGGGAGGGAUGGGGCUUAAUCUUGUUUAGGAUUGGACCUGAGGGGAUUAGAGGUAGUGGAAGGAGAGGAUGUAGAGGAGGAUGCUCCUGGGGCACGACUCUAAGCUCAGGUAGGGCCCCAGAUGAUUUGGCCAGGGAGAGGUGCUGCCCUCCUUAGGGGGAGAGUGGGGCUGCCCAUAGGACCCGGGUCCUGAGUUAGAGCCCAACUAAGGGCUGUUCAGCAAAAGCUGCCUCAGUUCUACAAAGUAGGAGCAACAGAGGCCACCCCCUCAAGCAGCCCCAAGGAAGACUCUAGACUGAGGGAGACCCCACAGAUGCCCCGACUUCCUUCUGACCCCUAGAGGUGUGUUUGCCUCUCUUUCUGCCCCCCUACACCCCUUGACCCCAGGGGGAAGGCACUCGGGCAGCACAAAGGGAGCAGAUGCCCAGUCUCCGUGGCAACGGGAGAAUGCGCGCCAUGGCAACCGCCCACUCAGCCUGAUUUAUCCGUCCCCGUCGCCCAGGCGACCAUGGUGACGUCAUCACUUCUGCUGCUCCACACACCCGGAGAAGGAGUGGGGAGGAUCAAAUCCUUGAUGUCUCACCACCAAGACAGCUCUAAAGGAGGAAAUGCUGUCCUGUGCUCUUUCGCGAUUCUCCGGGUACCCGGAAGUCCUCCUGAGCUCUACCCUCUGCCUACUCCUGCAGCAUCUCCCUUUGUUCAGCCUCCAGUGGAAAUGCAGACAGUUCCCCACUCCAUGUUCCUGUCUGCCCCGCCCCCUUCUGGAGAGGGCGGGGCCAGGCCGGGGGUGGGUCCUCACCAGCCGCGCCUCCCGUCGCCUUGACGACCGCGACAAGAUGGCGACCCUGCCGGGCGGGAUUCAAGGGCUGUACCCCGAGGCGCUGAGUCCCGAGCAGCUGGAGAAGCUGCGCGGCUUCAAGAUUCAGACUCGGAUUACUAAUGAAAAGUACCUAAGGACCCACAAAGAAGUGGAGUUGCUCAUAAGUGGUUUCUUCAGAGAAAUGUUUUUGAAAAGACCAGACAACAUUCAAGAAUUUGCUGCAGACUAUUUCACGGAUCCAAGACUUCCCAACAAGAUUCACAUGCAGCUAAUUAAGGAGAAGAAAGCGGCUUAAUUAGCAAAAUCAUGAUGCUCAGCUGUUGAGAGAGAACAGAAAGCAUCCAGCCUCGGGGGUCAUCUGGAAGCGAGAGAGCCCUGUUGCCAUCAGUGUGGGUUUCCGGGCUGUGUUUGCUGUUGCAAAGGCUUUUAAAGAUGCUCAUUAAAAACAGACCUCCCUGUUCUCUCUGCUUUAUUUCACUUAGAAGGAAGAAGACAUCCUUCACGGGAGGCUGCUCUGCCCCCACUCUGACCGGAGAACAUCCACCACAGAAAAGUCACCAACCAACCAAGUAGAUUGAAUGACUUAGCCAGUUGAUGUUAGCCAGUCUCAGUCAUUGGCACCCCAAUGAUGGCAAAAUGGGCCUGUGAAUGGAGAAGCCAGGAUGGAAGCUAUGCAUGGGCCCAACAUCAUGGCCUCACCAAGGCUGAUCUAGCUACAGCUACUGUGACUGACUGUCCAACUCAUCAGCAACAGACACCAACAUUAAGUCCCUGACAUGUCACCAUUCUUCAAGGAAACCAUCCAGCCACUUGGUGGUAAGUUGAUUACAUUGACUCCCUGCUACCCUGGAAGGGGCAUUGUUCCAUCUUGACCUAAAUUGAUGUGUAUUAUGGGUAUGGGUUUACCUUUCCUGCCACCAUCAUCUAAGGGCUUACAGAAUAUUUGAUCCGCUGGCAUGAGAUCUUGCAUAACAGUGCACUGGAACAAGAGACCAUGUUAUAGCAAGGAGGUACAGCACUGGGUACAUGAUCAUAGGAUCCAUGGUCUGAUCAUAUACCACACCAUCCAGAAGCAACCCACCUGAUACAAUAAUGGAACAUCUUGUUAAAGGCACAGCUGAGACACCAGCUUGGAGAUGACACCCUGUGAAGAUGAGACACUGUCCUCCAGGAUGCAGUAUAUACCCUGGAUCAACAGACAACCUAGAGUGCUAUCCCCAAGUAAAAUAUAUGGGUCUGGGAAACGGGGGCUGGAUGUAGGAGCAGCCCUCCAUUAUCAUCACUCUCAGUGACCCAACUGGGGAAAACUACACCUCCUAUCCCAACUCUGGGCUCUGAGGACUUGAUCAGGUAACCCAUGUGGACUAACAGAAGUAUAAAUUGGGGGUGGGGUUAGGAAGAAUCUAGAAUGGGUAGUGGGAGGUAAGUACCAGUUGUAGACUUAAGCUACAGCAGCAGGGGCUGUAGUCUGUCCCAGAUCUUCCUCUAAGUUUUCCCAGGAAAGGAAGCCCAUCAGGAUCCUGAAGGGAUCGUUUUAGAACUUAUGAACAAACUGACCUGACAGCACAAGAAGUGGACUGUAGUGGAGACUGUGGUGUGCUGCCCAGAUUGCUCCCUUCAGCACCGAAGCCCUCACUUCCCAAGCUGCUGAGAAUGUGCACAGCUCUCAUCUGAGUUCCCCUCUGGGAACUGCCUGUGCCUGAAAUCAGUCACCUCACCCAAGACCCUUUCCUGGUCAGCAUGGGGUUCUAUAGGCCUGGCCACUUGCCUCAACAUGGUACACACCUAGAUGGCUCAAGCCACCCUAGCUUGAGCUCCCUGGGGGACUAAGGCCUUUGUUGAGACUGCGUCAGCUCAACUUCUCCCUCUACCGAAUUUUGCUUCCUUCAUGCCCCAACAGGUGUUAAUCUAGAGGACACCCCCAGUAAACUUCCUGCGCCUAAAUCUCCAACUCAGUCUGUUUUACCAGGAACUCACCUCAUGACAAGUAUCUGAACACUUUUUGAGAUUCGCUAUGUGGACUGUUGUCCUGUGCUCAGUUUCAGAGAGCGUCAUCGUGGUGGUGGUGUGGAAAGAUGCAGUGUUCAGUGAGCUUUCCAUUUCAAGGACAGCAGGGAUUGAUGGCAAAUCUGACAAUCAAAUGGCAACUGCAAACAAUACCAGUGCUCGACCUGUCACAGAGUUCUGGCAAGUGUGAGGUUGGAUACAGAUAUUAGUACAACUACUGACGACAGAACGCCCAGUAGCAGGGAUGGCUUUCUGUGCAUGAAAGUAGUUGGCUUGGCAAGGCAGGUGAGCUCAAAUAGGAUGAUAGAAACCAAUUUCUCUGGUAAGGGUAGCAGUAGAGUCAAUGGUCUCAUCUUUAUCCUUCCUAAACUGCAAAGUCUCAUAUUUAUUUGAGUGACUCUGGCACAAUCCGCUUGUCAACAGUUGGUCUUUUUUCCAGGAAUGGACCUUGAACUUACACAGAACUAUCUACUUGCCUCAUCUCCUAUUCCGUAAUUACCUACGAACUAGCCCCAUAUCUUAACCUUGGUCUGGAAACCAAGGUAUUUUCUUUUUCAAAAUUUCAGGAAGUGGUUGAAGAAAUAAAACAGAAGUUCCCUUUUUAAACUUCUUUCAUCCCAGCGUCAUUUUCUCCGACAAUUUCCCUUAGGCCUUAUUCACACUCCACUGUGCUUAUUUGUACUGAGGGCUGUAUUAGCGUACCUAAUAAGUUUUAAGACCAUAAAAGGCAUAUCAACUUGUUGAGUAAUUUUGUCCAUAGCAACUGUGGGCUGUAGCCUGCAAAUGUAUUCUCUUUUUUUCUUUUUAGCAGUAAACCCCAGUGGCUCAAGAGGACAUCCCACACAGAGGUCCUGUCCCCAGUCUACUCAGUCCAGUAAACAACACCUAAAAAGAACACAACCUCUUUAUUUUUUUUUUCAGAUACAAACGUUUAGUUUGGAUGAUGAGAAUGAGCUAUCUCUAUCAUUUAUUCCAAUGAAUUCCAAUGU